UGUAUCACUGGGAACAAACCGGAGAUAAAAACACGGUAUAAAAGCAUCAUUUCAAAGCCAUGUUUCGUGACCACAGUGAUAGAGUGCAAAUCUUGAGCCUCGCAAAUGGCUACAGCGUACUUCAGGCAUCUUAUGAACGCCUUAAAGGUCGUUCUUGUUGGAGAUGCAGAAGUCGGGAAAACAUGGUUGGUUUCUCGAGCAAAGGAGCUCUACGCCACUUUGCACGAAUACUACAGUUUAAUGAGGGAACCUUUUGAUUAUGAUUUGGUUUACUCUCCGACCGUUUUUGAAACUUGCUUUAGCAACAUAGACACUACACAACUUGGUAAUUAUCAGACGAAUAUCUGGGAUACUGGCGGCUGUGCUAUCCUCGACUGGCAGAGGCCCUUGGCGUACAUUCGUGCCGAUGUCUUUAUGUUGUGCUUUGAUAUAUCCAAUCGUGAAUCGUUUCGUAGCGUCACAGAAAGGUGGCUACCCGAACUUCGAAAAUAUGAACCUGAUACACCGGUUCUUAUUGUUGGUACGAAGGCUGAUCUUCGAGACCAAACUGCAAGGUAAGUAAUUUUUCAAGGAAACAGCCGGAUUAUCGCCCCCAUGCCACCCCCCUUCCUCCCCGCGUUCGUCCCCCUUCCCCGAUUUCAAUCAUGAUUCGGGUUAAGCGCUCAUAAUACUGAUUUGGAUUAAACUAAAGAACCAUCUAAAGAGCUUUGUCAUUUAUUUCUUCUAGUCUUUUUAAAUUGUCUUUUUAUUUUGACAUUAGACUUCACUGGACAUGUCUGCAACAAUACAGAGCUUUUGCCAGCUCUCAGCUGGGCAAGAUUUGUGAUAUUUAGCCUGUGAACAGGCUCUCUGUUUGGGGAAAAAUAGCGAGGAAAGGGAAGGGAAAGGGGAGGAGAGAGCCUGUAGACAAACAUUUGAGGCCGCUAUUUCGCCCUCUUGUAAUUAUCCUGCUGAUCAUCUGUCAGUGAGAUCGUUAUCGGUCAAUCAAUUUCGCGCGUGAGUAACUCCUGGGAAAAUUAACAGGAAAUGAGUGGUGUUUUGCUCCGUCUGAAAACAGAGUGAAAUGGAGCAUGAACCUCAUUGUUGAUUUUGCAAAAAGUCGUUGAUCUCCAGUAAGAGGAUUUAAAACAAGCCGUUCGUCUUGCUAGUUCGGUUUGUUAUUUAACAAGCCGCUGCAAUGAGCGAACUUGGAAUGCGGAAGGUACAGAUGCUAUCAUGACUUCUCCAGAACGUGAAGCUUCGAAGAUAAGUACAAAGAGAUCAGCAGCCGGCUUCGAUCGCCGACAGGAAUUACAUGGUAGGCCGACACGACUUUUACUUUAUUCCAAAAUGCUGCUUGUUCCCAUAAGUUUUUUCCUCUGCGGGGUAGAUUAUUCUCUGGAAGGUUCUACAUUUUCACUGAGCAAAUGUGAUUUUAGCCGCUUGUUUCACACUGAGAGGUCAUGGCACACAUAUCGAUUUACUGUGGUUUUUGUUUCUGGUCGACAGGAUUUGCCCUCUGAUGCAAGAGCAUUUUCUUUUUUUGCAGCUGAAUAAGGGUCUUACUUUUCUCCAAAGUGCCUUCUCGAUCUGAAUAACUUAGCGAUUUUCUUUAGUCCGUGAAUGUAAUGAUUUUCUGCAAUGUUGUAUUCUGACGCCGGGCCCAGCUCGUCAGUGUUUAAAAAUUAUCACGGAUGGUUAUUUACAGAUCCAAAAUUAUAAGAUUGAAAUGCAGCUUAAACCGAAGCUACAUCAGCUAUGGAGAAUUGCAUUGUGCUUCGGUAACUAUAAACUCUAGCUUAGUGUUUUUGUAAAGACAGUUUGAGUCUUUUGACCGGAGGGCGUAGUUCCUGCCCGUGGUAAUAGUCGUUUGGACUGUUUUGUUAUUGCCACUCUGUGAUCAAAUCGCGUGCUACGUGCCAACCGAAAAGCGGAUGUCAAUCAGACCUGUCAACAGUCAGUGUUCUCGCCAAUAGGAGCUUGCAUCAGGAUCUGAUGCACAGCGGGUGCCGUGGAACGGCGGCCCCAAAGGUCUGUCCACAGGCCUUUUCGCUUUUCCCUCUCCCCACCCUGCUCGACUAAAGGCCUGUUCACAGGCUAUGUGAUAUUACAAAGUUUUCUUAAUGCUUGGGGCACCGUAACUGAAAAUUAUAUCAUCAUUUAGGUUUGGUGUCUUAGGAGACCGCAUACAUCCAAGAAAUUUUUCACUCGACACAAUAUUUUGUUGCUACAAGCUUGACCUCUUAUACUGAAACUUUACCUUGUAUUGUUUUCAAAUAAAGUGUAUGGAGUGUUUUCACAUGACGUCACGGCUGCCAUGUUGGUAUCCCAAAACAAUGAAACAGCGGCCAUGUUGGUGUCCCAAACCAAUCCCGUGGGAGUUGUACUCUUUUCUUAUGCAAACGAUUUCUUUUGUUCCAAUAAAUUUGCAUAGAUGCUGGCCACGUGAGUGAAAACACUCUAUUGGUCGACUGGUUUAUCGAUUGAUCUCAAUCACUUGUAGAUCACAUCAUUUUAAGAACUGUCAAUGUGACAACCCCUUAUUAAUGAAGUCCUUGUUUUAACGAACAAUUUUCUUCACCCCAGUGAUAGUAAAAAGUAUUAUGGAAAAAAUAUUGUCUUCUUUUUGGAUUUUUUUUUAACUUUUUGGCACUGUAUGGAAGUUUCAACCUGUAUCUGUCUCAUUCAUUCUACCCCCUUGUACAUCUCCCUAGCCUUUUUGUAAACACUGUAUUGCAUGCAAUCAUAUUAUUUCUUUUAGAAAACAAAUUUCAAGACUAAAACAAAAUUUAACAUGAAAUCGAAUAUUUCAUUCGAAUAGUUGAUUUUUAUCAGCGAUGUGAAAUGUCAGAUGGCAUACAGAAAGGCUGUUAUGUACACUGUAUUUCCAGGAACAUAUUGUUGUAGGGUUGUCUUUGUUUGAUGGCAAUGGUAGGUAACCUGACAUUUCAUGGUAAGGCUGAUGAAGUUUGAGCAAUCUAAACAAAUUAUAUGCUCUUGCUUACAUGUAUAACUUUUGCUCUGAGCCUUGAAAUUUGUAUACUAAAUGUCUUUGCCAGAGCCGAUUCAAAAACCUUUUUUGUAAUAUUAUUAAUUUUCUUGUCAUCUUGUAGCAGUGGUGAGUGUUAUGACAUGGUAUCAGUUAGUGAAGCAGAAAAGUUGGCAGAGAAGUUGGGUGUCCUAUACCAAGAGGUCAGUGCACAGACUGGUGAUCAUGUGGCAGAUGCUUUUGAAGCUGCUGUCAAGCUUGGGCAUACCAGAAGAAAUCAGCAGGGUAAACUGUCACAGAAGAUCGGCGAUAAAGACAGCUUUGAUCCAACUUGGAUUCCACCAAUAAGUGAGUAGCAAAAAGUUAUAUUCUUGGUGUCAGCCUGAGAAAAUAGCGGACAAUUCGUGAUGUCACCAACAUUUCCCUGCAAAAUGAUAUCUGGGAAAGAAGUCCAGAAAUUCUAUACUGAUGACGUGUCCUUACCCAGGUCUGGGUAGUAGUUCUGAUUGGUUGAAGCAAAUUUUAACCAAUCAGAAGCACAGAUCAUAGAAAGUGACGCGUCAUCAGUAUCGAAUUUCUGUGCUCGUUCCUAAAACUGUGGUGACGUUGUGAACAUAGGCUGUUUUCUCUGGCUAUCUUGAUGUGAGAGAUGGUGAAUUUCUCCAGAUUUAAAGUGAUGGUAAUGUAAUAUGGUGGGGAUGAUCACCUAGGAACAAACACCCAUAAGGCAAAGUAUCCCUAUGGCUAGGAACUAGUUUACCACUGAAAAAAAGAAUCCUUGAACCAAGAAAAAAAAUCAGAAAAAAUUUAGUCCUCAAAAGUGUAUUGAAAGGUCAUGCUUGUUUAUUCAUUAAAAAAUUAAAAUUUUGGAAAUAAUCUGUAUCAUCAAUCAAAUCAGGUGCACAAAUGUAGAAGACAAUCAGGUUUUUUCCACUCAAGACAAUCGUUACUUAGAUCAAGACCCACCCUCUUUUUGGAAAUUAUGGCUUGAAGUAAGUUUUUGUUUUAGAAAAGGCAUGCAGCAACACAAUUUCAUUGUUACGGAGUCAUCAUUAUCGCCACCAUCGUCCGUCUUUAACAUCAUUAACAUCAUUGUCAUUGUUAUUGUAUUAACGACUUCUUUCUUAAUUCUUAUGCUUACAGAGUCCCCCCCAGAAAUCAAGAUUGAACCUUCAACCUACUCUAGUGAUUUCAAGAAAGUCAUGGAUGACACUGGAAGUACUGAUGUUUUAUUUCAAUUUGAAGAUGGCAGUGCAAGCCUUUAUGCACACAAAAUCAUUUUGUUGUUAACUCCUUCCAUCUUUAAAGAUGUUUUACUUGAUGCAAAUUGCGACAACUUUGAAAAUUUCAAAGAUCUUCUUGAGCUAACCGAAAUCUCCAAGGACUCUGAUGAAAUAGCUCUUGAUGACUCUCGCUCAAAAAUUUCUACUCAAGUUAGAACUUGCAUACUCUUGAAAAGUUGGAUUUCUCAUGAAACGUUUAUCAGAGUUUUGGAAUUUUUCUACACUGGUGAGGCAGAAAUUUUAAAAGUCACAGAACUCAACAAAGUUAAAGACAUUUUAGCAGCCUCAGAGAAAUUAAAAGUCCAGCCAUUAGUGGAAGUUUGCAACUAUUUUUUGAAACCUGUCAGUGCCAAAAAGGAAAAUUUAGAUCACUCAGAUAAAGAGCUGGUGCCACUGCAACCAACACCACAACGCCCACAUGUUGUCCAUGAUCUGUUUCUGGACUUGCAAGCAACAACAUUUUCUGAUGUCUCAUUUCUUGUGGAGGAUACAGUGGUUCGUGCUCACAAGGCCAUUGUUAUGGCAAGAUCACCCUAUAUCGCUGCCCUUCUCAGUGGAAAGUUCAAGGACACAGAGAGUGCCCAGGUACCGGUAGUUUGUGACAUUAUUUAUUAGGUCCACAAACCAUACUUUAAUAACUUUUUGUUUCGUCCAGUAACAAAGAUCAAAAAUCAAGUGUUUCAUAUGAAAACAGUCUUUGAUACUUUUAAGCCUUUCUCUUCCUUCCAGGCUAUUUUGCUUUGAAGAUAUUUUUAAUCAAAUAAGUCACUUAUCUACCCUGGUCCCAGAGGUUUUUCUUGAACUUCUUCUUCACGAAAGAGAGAGCCAGCUGUGAAGCAGUGACAACAAGUCACAAAGUGACAAGGAGAGAGAGAAAAAGCUCUGGUUACCUUGCCCUCGAAUCUCGCUUUCAUGCAGACGACAGGGUCAUGAUCUGACCUGCGGGCACUGAUUGGUUGAUAUUUUUACAAACAUGCAAAUCAAUUUGAUUGGUUUGUUUGAUUGUAACUACCAAAGGGACGUCGCGGAUAUUUCUCACCUAAUUUAUUUUGGUAAAUUUUGCCCCUCUCCACCAGGGAAAAAAUUGUUUGUAGAAUAAAUAAAACUGCAAGAGGUGACUCUCUCCUCACUGUUUCGCGACUCUCUGUUGCCGCUUUGCAGCUAGCUUUCUCUUUUGUGAAGAAAAAUUCCAAGAAAAACGUUGGGACCAGGGUUUCACUCAUCAAUAGUUCAGAAGAAAUAGUUAUUGAGAAAUGUUCAUAGUAAGUUUGGAAAUUAUUUUUUGAUACACUGAAAUGCCUGCUUCGGUCAUCGCAUUUCACUUCUGACGAGUUUAACCCUUUAAGCCCUAAGAGUGAUCAGCAUCAAAUUUCUCCUUUUAAUAUCUAUGCUUUGUAAAACAGAGUGUUCGUGAGAAUUACCGACAUGAUCGCACAAGAUGAAUUUGCUUGAUAUUUUAUCAAGUUCUCCCCACUACUUCUGUAGGAAAUGAAUAGGGGCAACAAAUGAGAAUUCAAAUUUUGAUCUUAGGGUUUAAAGGGUUAAUGCUAAUGAAGAAAUUCCUUCGUUUUCGCUCAUUUGCACUGGACUCAGCACAUGUGAAUUGUGGCAUUUUGAGCCAAACCUGGGAGAGUUUUAAAUUUUGCAAACGUUUCUGCAGAAGACCCCCGAGACAUUUGGAUAGUCAUCCACAAGCUAUGAUCUCCAGUCCUUGCUAAGACCCUUAUCACAAAAUGUACCCUCUAAUUAUUUGUUUGAUUAUUCCAGGUGCAUCUGCAAGGAAUUGACUGCCAAAGUUUUUUGGCUGUCCUUGAAUACCUCUACACUGACAGUUGUCCUUCAUUGGAAACGGUUCCUGUGGAGGAAGUACUUAUUGUUGCGGAUAAGCUGUGUCUGUCUCGCCUGGUGCAGAUAUGUGAAGUUCACAUACAGAAAGAAUUGCAGAAGGUCAUAACUCAGAAAUGCUCUCAUGUAGCCAAUGAAUUCAUGGAUACUCUAGCUUUCUCGAAGGUAUAUAAUUAAUUCAAAUUGUGGGAAGUAGGCAGCUAGGGGUCAAUUUAAUAAAACUUUACGAGUGACUAUGUAAUUUACUAGUGUAGCUAUUAUUUUACGGUCUGAAAACAUUAGCUACAUUUGUAAAUUACACUUGUAAAAGUUUUAUUAAAUUGACCCCAGAUUAGAAUUUGGCAUGUAGACCUUAGAGGAAUUUGGCACACGCCCUGCCCUGCCCUCCCCCCGUGCAGCUCUUUUGUAUAGUGCAACUUAUCAACUUAUUCAUUACUAUCUUACUCUCUCCUCCCAGGUAUUCAAUGCUAAGCAACUGACCAAGUGCUGCCUCCAUUUUAUAGCCUUUAACUUCAAGUAUUUUCAGGGGAUUGGAAAGGAGCUUCACUCUGUCGUCAAAGAAAACAAAGAAUUCUUUGAAGAACACCGCUGGCCACCUCAAGAGUAUGUGCAGGCGCUGGAAAAGUACAAACGUAGCACUCUCAGGAAAAGACUUCAUGUACGGCGCAAAUCAGUUUCGUGCUUGUCCCGCAGGUGUAGUGUGAUGUAAAGAAACCACAAGAAUAUCAAAAUCAAAACACAAAUAAUUCUUUCUUGCUACUGAUGACAUAAAAUGUAAUUGGUCAGGAGAUUUGCUGGGCCUCAGUAUAACUUUGUCACCUAUUUGUAAUCGCAU
This is a messenger RNA of Porites lobata, 6931 nucleotides long. The record is from the annotation of a GenBank genome assembly. Lineage: Eukaryota; Metazoa; Cnidaria; Anthozoa; Scleractinia; Poritidae.